AUCUAAAGCCCAAGCCGUCCUAGUUUCUUUGCAUCACUAUUCUCUCCGUCUUGUAUUGUAGACUCUCUCUCUACCUGCCCUAGAGAAGCCCAACAGUAAUUUUCACUCAUUAUUUGGUUCUUCAGCUCUUAUCCUUGGCUUCCCUUCGCUCGCUCAGACACGCUCCCGCACAUCGACGCACCAUGAGCUCAAGACCCAAGAGCAGCAACAUCACCCCCGAGUCUCUGUGGACAUGGACGACGACCACCCCGAACGGCAAGCCCCGGAGGAAGAGGGGCGACAAGCGUUCCCCCAUCACCGAGUUCCUCCAGGACAAGCACCAGCAGCUCCAGGAGCUGGUCCCGGGUCCAGGGGCCGGCUUCGGGGUCGGGUGCGGAGCCGGGCUGGGCCUCGGCAUGGUCGGCGGGCUCGGCUUCGACGGCUCGCCGUGGAGCCACCUGAAGCUGGUGUUCGGGGUCGGCAUGGGCUGCGGCGUCGGGGUCGGCUUCGGGUACGGGCGAGGAUUUGGAUACGGCGCUAGCUUGGAGUCCCUGUCCAGAGACUCCAAACGGAGCUCUAAGUCUGAGAGAAGGAUUAUCAAUUUGUAGCCUGAGAUUGAACCCUUUUAUGGCAAUUUGGUUUUUUGGCUGGCUUUCCGAUUCUGUGUGCUUAUUGAGUGUUUGGAAUGGUGCAUUGCAUCUUUCACUCUAACUUGGUGGUUUGUGAAGAACAUCUGCAGAUCGAUGUUUCAUUGAGAUAAUCGCAUUAGCCAUUGACUUUGUCAGAAGAUUAA
Molecule: messenger RNA, 772 nt
Organism: Syzygium oleosum
Lineage: Eukaryota; Viridiplantae; Streptophyta; Magnoliopsida; Myrtales; Myrtaceae
Exons: 1
Coding region: 183-587 (134 amino acids)
Source: RefSeq, a predicted model, not a curated record